AUAUUGUCUAUUGAUAUUAUAUUAAAUAUUAUUAUAUGCAUUCUUCAGUUUAUUUUUCUUCUUUUCACAAUUUUUCUUUGUUGCAAAGCUGCAUUACAGAAAAUACCUUUUACAACAAACAGAAUAGACAUCAGAAAAAGAAUAAAGUUAAGUAUAAAAACAUGAGGAAAAUAUGACAGAAAACAGGAAAAUUAUAAAAUACACAUAAGACACAUAAGAAGUUUUAUGGAUGUUUGUACGCUUUUUUUAUUGGUAGUGACCUGUUGUUGAUUUUUUGCAAAUUACCAGGAUUCAGGAAAUAUAGGAUCUGUAUGCCUUCAUACAGCAUCUGAAAUGUCAGUUUAACUGAUAAAAAAAUCAAAUGGCAUAAAUUGUAUUUCAGUGAGAAAAACAGCUAAAAAUAUAUACUGUAGAAGAUCCGCCUCUGUCUGUCUCAGGUGUGCAGUGUUUGGGGCAGGUGUCUAACCUCAGUCACACCCUUAUUACUCUUUUCAAUAAUUUACAGGCCACAUGGCUGACAAUAGCUCUUUUUCCUCCUACCCCUCCUCUCCACUGUCUCUGUCUUACAUACACAUACGAGACACGGGAGACAAGGUGGGAGGCCAAGAGACAGCAGCGGGUUAUCUGUGUUGUGUUUGUUGUUUGGAGAGUGGACAUUGUUUUUGGUUUCUUGUGUCACGGUGAGUUCAGGAUGUCGGCACAAAACAGUGAUCAACUUCAUCGCAGCACCCUGGGCAUUUAUACAGUAAGUGUAAAGCUUUCUUAGAAUGUGAAUUAUGAUCUCUCACAACUAUGUUUGAAAACAUGGUGAAAGGUAAACCGAUUCAAUGAUUACUAAGCAUGGAUCAUAGUUUUCGUCAUCUUAAACGUUUUAAACAAGUUUAAAUUGAAGUUGAAAUACAAUACUAAAUUGAAAUACAAUAAUAUACUCUAUAAACAUAAUUUACCGGCAUGUUAUUGUAUUAAUAAAAAAUACGAUACACUGUAUUGGAACACAUUUAAAUUUCAGAAGUAGAUUUUAGUUUGAAAACAUUGUUCUGAUAAUCUGUUUCCAAGGUGACGGAUUAGUGUGGAGUCAUUUAUAGCAAUAAAACAUGUUGACAACUGAUCUGUCAUUCGUACCAUCAUACAUAUUUUUUGUCUAUAUUGCACAGAACAUAAUGGAGCAGUUUAACCCGGGCAUGCAGAAACUGGCGGCACUGGGAAACGGCUACAUUCAGGCUUUCCAAGCCCUUGCUGUCACAAGUGAGACCUAUUUCAACGCUUUGGCGAAGAUGGGUGAACAAGCCAUGCAAAGUAUGUCCUCACGUUUGCUGGGUGAUGUAUUGAUACAGAUCUCUGAGAAUCAGAGGAGACUCACCAGUGAACUGGAGGGAGUGUUCCGUUGGUUUCACUCUGAGGUCCUGCAGGAGAUGGAGCACAACGUCAGGUUGGAUAAAGAGUACAUAUUAGCCAGCAGGAGGCAAUAUGAUAUGGAGGUGAGAAACCAGGCAACUGCACUGGAGAGGCAAAUGAGGAGAGGGGUUCCACAGGACGGCGGUGAAUAUGUGCGUUUUCUGAGGGAAAGUCAAAAAGAGGCGUUAAGGGAGGAGGAAAGAAGAUAUCGAUUCCUGGCAGAGAAACACUGCGGUCUCACAAAGUCUAUUGCCUAUCUCAUGAACAAGACAGGGGGCACUCUUCAGAGCAGAUCGGAGGGGUGGAAAGAUCUGGUGAAUCACACAAGAGAAUCUCGUCCACGCACUCCUUCACGACUAGAUGAUAAUGUGUUUGUUGAUGGUGUUAAUCGUUUGGCAGAGCCGCUGGGCAGAGUUCCCUCAAGAGGCCCGUCCCCUCAGCCCAGUCGUUCAAACUCCAUCUCAGGAUUGACUGGAGGAAGAGUGAUGCGAGCGCUGGUGUCUCACCCUGCCGCAGCAAACCCCACCCUCCUGCCGUUCAACCGGGGAGAAACCAUAAGUUUACUUGUUCAAGAGCCAAGGAACGGCUGGCUGUAUGGCCGGUGUGAUAGUUCAGGACGGCAGGGCUGGUUCCCAGCUGCUUAUGUAGGUCCCGCAGACGAGCCACCUGGACCACCUGCCCCCAGCAGCUCUCUUAGAGGCAGAAGCAGUAUGAGUAACCUCUUCGACCAACCAAAGAGCAGCAGCCACUACGUGGCUCCGCCCCCACCGCCUCCUCCACCUCAAUCAACCAAAUCCAGCAUGUCACGGCCAGUGACGCCCACCCAUUCAGAAAACAAAAGGCAACAAGAAAACUUUGGAUCUCAACCAGAACUUUUUCCAAGAGGCACAAAUCCAUUUGCCACUGUGAAGCUGAAACCCACAAAAACCAACGACAGAUCAGAUCCACGUGUAUAAAUAACAGUUCAACCAAUGACAGAUCAUCAAACAUUCUUAAAGGGAUAGUUCACCCAAAAAUAAAAAAUCUGUCAUCAUUUACUCACCAUCUUGUCAUU
Messenger RNA from Triplophysa rosa, 2449 nucleotides. It is a transcript of the gene baiap2l2a, whose product is annotated as BAR/IMD domain containing adaptor protein 2 like 2a. Gene Ontology annotation, molecular function: protein binding. Gene Ontology annotation, biological process: plasma membrane organization; positive regulation of actin filament polymerization; actin crosslink formation. Gene Ontology annotation, cellular component: cytosol; nucleoplasm. The coding region runs from base 1095 to 2351 and encodes 418 amino acids. NCBI's taxonomy places the organism in Eukaryota, Metazoa, Chordata, Actinopteri, Cypriniformes, Nemacheilidae. The record is from RefSeq and is a predicted model, not a curated record. The transcript is spliced from 13 exons.